AUGUUCGGCACGGGAGGAGGAUUCGGAACAGGUGGAGGGUUUGUGCCAACACCAGGCUUCGGUCAAAGGGAAACAACGCCCGCGGUCGGAGCAGCAGAGACGCCAGGAGGGCAAGUGUCCACAGCCCAGCCGUUUGGACAACAGGCCUCUGGAACCAACGCAGCUCCAUCGCCUAACCCUGGCAAGAUUGCGGCUGCUGCUCCAGCUGCAGGAGAUUGCUACUACUUCUUACAAGGCACUUGCACCAAGGGUAACAAUUGCCUUUUUCGACACAGCGAAGCCGCUAGAGCAUCCGGCAUCGUGUGUCGAUUUUGGCAGAAUGGCUUCUGCAAGGAUGACGUCAACUGUCCUUUCCUACACCCGGUUAGAGGACAAGGGAUGGGCGGAGGCCGUGGCGGUCGAUUCGGAGGUGGGCGCGGAAUGGCUGCAGGCCGUGGCGGCUUUGGUGGAGGUCGUGGGGGCCCGCGUUUACAGGGUUGGGAGACGGUGGAUCGCAGCAAGCAAACGUGCGUGUUUUUUGUGCAAGGAAAGUGCACGAAGGGCGAUGCAUGCCCAUUUAGCCAUGCCAUCCCUUCGGAAGGAGGCGUCAGCCAAGCAGCCGAGGCUAACCACCUGCCGCAGCGUGCAGCGGUACCCGAGGGGCGACCCCAACCACCUGCUAUGGAUUCCUCUCCCGCACCCGUGCCGGCUGCUCGGAACGAUAGUGUGCCGCAAACCAAAACUAGUGCAUCGGAGGCAUCGCGCGGAGAAGAGACAAAGGCAAACGGGAUUCCUGGGCAGAGCUCAGCUUCGGUGCGUGUCUCAGGUGCGGGGCGAGAGGAGGCACGGUCAUUUUCUCGGCGCGUCGGUGCGUUCGGUGACGGAGCUUCCAAGGCGGACCCGGCCUUAGCGGUGGCGAGUGCCGGUAAGGCAUACGUGACUGCCCGAAAUGGUCAAGCUCGUGCUACUUCUUCAUCGGAUCAGCGCCAAGAAGCACCGGGGAUAAUCGUUCUGCCUGAUGGUGGCCUUGUCACACGCAAGAGAGCGGCAGAGCUGCAACUGCGGAAGGAUGAACGUGGAGACGCGGAAGCCAGAAAUGUGCGGCAACGAGACGGUCGAGAGCAGGGCCGAGCACAAGAACGCAGGCCUACGUCGGGUAGCAGAGGUGUGCUACCGGUUGGUCGCGUACCGAUCCUGGACCGUUUGGGCCCAGUGACACAGGCAUCGGACACGGCACCCACGACGGAAUGGAUCGUUGCCCCUGCCAGGAUUCGACGCGAAGCCCCUACUCUGCAAGCCCGGAAGCGAGAAGAGCCGCGCCCGCACGUCACGCCGGUCGAACGCCCAGGUUUGCAGCCGUCUUCGUCAUCAUCGCUUCCAAGGUCUCGGGUUAUGGCUUCGGCGCUGCCCACGCGCCGCACGGGGGGUGGGCGGGGUGCCGGCGGCGAUUCCACUUCGGCGAUCGCUAGACCGGCAGUAGUGGCGCAACGUAAAUCGAGCGCACUGGAUUUCAAAAUUCCUACCCUCGAUGAAAUUAAGAGUCGAAAGGCCAAAGCGGAGGUGGCAGCGCCGAGGGUCACAACGAAAAGGGACCAAGCGUUCUCUGCUAGUAAUGGGGAAAAGCCUAUGUCAGCAACGCCAGCUGCGCCAGAUGCUGUUGAAGAAGCGCCUACUUCACCCAACUCUGUAGUAUCAACCACUGUAGGAGUGCAGCCCUCUUUGCCAUUACCGGCACCAGCACCGACACCGACGGUGCAGAGUGAUCCCCCGCAGUUGGACGCGGAGGAUAUGGAUGAGUUUAGUGAGUGGCUUUAGACAGUUGUUAUAAGGUUGGUGUGUUAGUUUGUUA
Molecule: messenger RNA, 1828 nt
Organism: Ectocarpus siliculosus
Lineage: Eukaryota; Phaeophyceae; Ectocarpales; Ectocarpaceae
Source: the annotation of a GenBank genome assembly